GUAGAAUGGAGGAAAGUGUGGAAGAAAAACUGAAAGAGAAUAAGAGGGGAAGAAGACAGCAUCUUCCUAGGCAAUCAAAGAUCAACCAUAAAGUAGUUCAAGGUAGAGGGGGUUCCACUAAAAAUCUCUAAUGGGGGGUUUCUUUUGGAAUAUAAGAGGCUUCAACAAAUCUACAAAACAUGGAGUGGUGCGAAGCUGGGUGAGGAAUAAUAAUUUUCAGUUUGGUUGUCUUAUUGAAACUAGAGUAAAGGAGAAGAAAGCUAAGGAGAUUGUAUCAAGUGUGUUUCAGGGUUGGGAUUUCAUGGCAAACUAUGAGCAUAAUCAUUUAGGAAGAUUAUGGGUGGUUUGGGAGCAAUCAGUAAGAAUGACACCGGUCUACAAAAGUGAUCAGCUUAUUACUGUUUCAGUUCUGUUGCCGGGAGAGUCAGAAGAGUUUUUUUGUUCGUUUGUUUAUGCUUUGAAUACAGUGGAAGAGAGGAGAAUUUUGUGGGAGGAUAUUAAGAAUCACUACGAAGCGCCAAUGUUCAGAAGUAAGAGAUGGAUGAUUAUGGGAGAUUAUAAUGAGAUUCUGGAGGGUAAUGAGCAUUCGGGUUUUGAGAAUUUAUCUAGGAACCCAGUUGGUAUGAGGGAGUUUCAGGAGGUUGCAAAUUUCUGCAGAUUAACGGACAUGGGGUUUCAAGGUCCGUUACUCACAUGGUGCAAUAAGAGAGAAGAAGGAUUGAUUUGCAAAAAACUCGACAGAGUUUUAGUAAAUGAAGUUUGGUUAAAUAAGUUGGAUGCUUACUGUGUUUUUGAAGCGGGGGGUUGCUCUGAUCAUCUUCGCUGUAGAAUCCAGUUAGAGAAAGAAGAGGAGAGGAGAAGGAAACCUUUUAAGUUCACCAAUGCUCUUGCAAAGUUUCCGGAAUUUCUUCCUUUGAUUGAAGAUCACUGGAGAAAUCAUGAGCCUCUGUUCAAUUCAACAUCUGCAAUGUUUCUGCUAACUAAACGGCUUAAGACUCUGAAGCAGCCGCUUAGGGAACUAAGUAAACUAAAGUUGGGAGACUUAUCGAGAAGAACUAAAGAAGCAUACAACUUCCUAUAUUUGGAGGAAGAUUAUCUGAAGCAAAAAUCUAAACUACACUGGUUGGAUGUAGGUGAUGGGAACAAUAGAGUGUUCCACAAUGCAGCGAAAAUAAGAGAGGUUCGUAAUACAAUUCAUGAGAUUCAAUGCUCUGAUGGAAGGAUAGCAAAAAACAAAGAGGAGAUAAAGGUAGAAGCUAUCAAAUCACCAGGGCCUGAUGGUUAUACUUCAGAAUUUUUCAAAGAGUCUUGGGCAGUGAUUGGUGAUGAUAUUACGGUGGCAGUUCAGUCCUUCUUUGAUAAAGGCUUCCUGCCAAAAGGUAUAAACUCAACUAUAUUGGCUUUGGUCCCGAAGAAAUCAGAAGCGAAGGUGAUGAGAGACUACAGGCCUAUAUCCUGCUGUAAUGUCUUGUACAAGCUGAUAUCAAAGAUCUUAGCAAAGAGAUUAAAAGGGAUUCUUCCAAAGUGCAUCACUUGGAACCAGUCUGCCUUCAUAAAAGAGAGAUUGCUUAUGGAGAAUGUCCUACUAGCUACUGAGCUAGUGAAGGAUUAUCACAAGGAAACAAUCUCACCUAGAUGUGCUAUGAAGAUAGACAUCUCCAAGGCAUUUGACUCGGUGCAAUGGACGUUUCUCAUUAACACUUUGAAAGCUCUCGGGUUACCAGAGAGGUUCAUUCAUUGGAUUUCGCUCUGUAUAACUACUGCAUCCUUCUCAGUUCAAGUGAACGGCGAGCUAGCAGGCUACUUUCAAAGCAAGAGGGGUUUACGCCAAGGUUGUUCACUAUCUCCGUAUCUAUUUGUGAUAUGCAUGAAUGUUUUAUCAAGGAUGAUAGAUGAAGCUGCUAAGAAGGGUAAGAUUGGUUUCCAUCCAAAGUGUAAGAACAUAGAUUUGACGCAUCUAUGCUUUGCAGAUGAUCUUAUGAUCUUUGCGGAUGGAACGAAGAGAUCUGUUGAGGAAAUACUGCGAGUUUUUGAUGCAUUUGAUAAGAUGUCAGGUCUUCGAAUAAGUCUGGAGAAGUCUACAUUGUUCCUGGCAGGAGUCUCAGCCCAGAAGCAAGAUGAAAUCCUCAGUCACUUCCCUUUUGAAUCAGGUAGUCUCCCUGUGCGUUAUUUAGGUCUCCCACUUCUGACAAAGAACAUGACGGUCCUAGACUACAUGCCAUUGAUAGAAAAGAUCAGGAAGAGAAUUAGUUCUUGGACUGGUAGAUUUCUUUCUUACGCGGGUAGGCUCCAAUUGAUAAAGUCAGUAAUCACUAGUUUGGCAAACUUCUGGAUGGCAGCCUUUAGACUUCCUAGUGGUUGCAUAAAGGAAAUUGAGAGGCUUUGCUCUGCUUUUCUUUGGUCGGGAACGGAGUUAAAUAAUAGGAAAGCAAAAGUAUCGUGGGCAGAUAUAUGUAGUACGAAGCAAGAGGGAGGGUUGGGGCUAAGAAGACUGAAAGAAGUUAACACUGUGAGCUGCUUGAAGCUCAUAUGGAGAAUACUCUCUUCAAAUUCGAUGUGGGUGAAUUGGGUGAAGAUCUACUUGAUCAGGAAAAGCUCAAUCUGGAUGGUUAAGGAAAAUACACAAAGCGGUUCAUGGAUGUGGAAGAAGAUUUUGAAGUGCAGGGACCUUGCAAAAAGAAUGUAUAAAGUUGAAGUUAAAAAUGGGAAGAAGACUUCUUUUUGGUUUGAGAACUGGUCAUCAAUGGGAUGUUUGAAGGAUAUUUUGAGUGAUGGUAGCCGGAUUGAUUUGGGGAUCCUUUCUACUGCGACAGUAGAGGAGAGUUGGAGUCAUAGGCGAAGAUCUCACCGUGUUCUGAUUCUAAAUAAAGUGGAAGAUGAAAUAGUGAGAAGUAGAAGAAGUAGAGUGAACGAAGAGGAUGUUUCACUAUGGAUGAAUGGGAAAAGUCAGAGUAAAAAGAUCUUCUCCUCAAAGGAAACUUGGGAGUACAUAAGAGUGAAACAUCAGCUUUGUAACUGGCAUCAUGCAGUGUGGUUCAAGUAUUCAACGCCAAAGUAUUCAUUCAUUCUUUGGACGGCGAUGAAAGGCAGACUUGCAACAGGAGAGCGGAUGAGAAGUUGGAGUGGAAAUACAAAUGUGGCUUGUGUGCUUUGCAGUGAACCGUUGGAAACACUUGAACAUCUUUUCUUCGAGUGUGACUACUCUAGUCUGAUAUGGGAAGCUCUUAUGAAAGGUAUAUUGAAGGAUCAGUUCACGGUGAAGUGGGGAGAGUUAAUCAGAAUGAUGAGAGACUUGACACGAGGCAGAUUGCAUUUGUUCAUCUUGAAGUAUAUGUUUCAGGCGUCUGUAUACAUGUUAUGGAGGGAGCGCAAUCGAAGAAGACAUGGGGAAGUGGGAGUCCCUGCUGCUCUUCUGGUGAAGCUACUUGAUAAGAAUAUGAGGAAUAAAUUCACUUUGAUUCAGAGGAAAGGAGAUAGCGAGAUAGGGAGAGGAAUGCAGUACUGGUUUCAAAAUAGAUGA
Raphanus sativus (radish) is the source of this 3520-nucleotide messenger RNA. RefSeq lists its product as uncharacterized. Bases 131 to 3520 code for a protein of 1129 amino acids. The transcript has 4 exons. Lineage: Eukaryota; Viridiplantae; Streptophyta; Magnoliopsida; Brassicales; Brassicaceae. Gene Ontology annotation, molecular function: catalytic activity. The record is from RefSeq and is a predicted model, not a curated record.